Nycticebus coucang (slow loris) is the source of this 5560-nucleotide messenger RNA. It is a transcript of the gene PGAP6, whose product is annotated as post-GPI attachment to proteins 6. NCBI's taxonomy places the organism in Eukaryota, Metazoa, Chordata, Mammalia, Primates, Lorisidae. Gene Ontology annotation, cellular component: plasma membrane. The transcript is spliced from 13 exons. The coding region runs from base 2429 to 4765 and encodes 778 amino acids. The record is from RefSeq and is a predicted model, not a curated record.
CGCAGUCCGUGAGGCGCGGGCGGGGGUCGAGGCGGGGCCGCGAUUGUGACUCACCUGGGGGCACCUGUGCGCUCACCCAGCGCCGGCGCUGGUGUUAAGCUUGGGGGCGCCCUGCAUCAGAGAGGAGCCGGGAGGGACCGCUGCGCUCACGCUCUGUCCCCUAAGCUGGUUCCGCCUGAUUGACCCUUGGGGCGCUCUCUGCCUUCCCACUUUCCAGUGUGCUCAGGUGGGACUUGGCUUAGCGCCCACUGGGAAGAACGGCUGCACGUGGGGUCCCAGGCCCUCAGCUGGUCUGGUAGAGGGGCUGAGCCGGGGAAAGUUCCUCGGGCUCUGGAGCAGGGCCCUGGGCAUCGUGUCCCCACUCCUCCCAGUGACCACCAACACAGGAGCGUCCACUUUCAACAGAGCUUGGAGGCCCGGCUCCAGCGCGGAGGAGCCUGUUGGUCAGGGCGGGCCUGAGGAAAAGAAUAGCCCCCUUGUGUGGGAACUUGCCGGAGCUCCUUUCCCAUUUCUGCUCCCAGAGGGUCUCCACCCUGACUGCGGUCCAAGGGAGUGGCUAAGACUAGGGGGAGGGACUGAGGUGUGGACAGCAAGCCUUGGACCCUGGGGGUGAUAGCCUGGGAUCCCCAGAGCCUCCAGUGUUUGGGCUGGUGGGCUGGGAGGACUGUCAUGACCCUGUCCACUCAGCAGACCCUCUGGGCAGUGGGCUGCUCAGCCAAUGCUGCCUAGGGCUUCUGUCUUGACUGCUCCCCCUUCUCUGAAACAUUGCUCCUCAGAUUUCUUUUGAGGGCUGUGCCUUCUGGUUUCUGAGCUUGGCACAGCUUGAAAUGAAAGGCAUUUUCCCCUGAGGAUCGUGCUCCUGAUUAAAUUGCUCCAUUGGAUACUGCCAUCCUUUUCUGCAUUCCAGUGAUCUGCCCCGGGUGAGGGGUCACUGUUGGGGUAGUGUGUGGAGAUGGAACACUCAGGUCUGGCAGUGUUGGUGCCUAGGUGGCCUGGCUCAGCCCCUCACCUCCUCUUAGGUCUGCUGAGGGGUAUGCAGCUUUGUGGCCCUGACUUUCGGGAUCUGUGGGUGGGCAGGGUCUCUCGCAGGUGCCUGUUCUUGUCUGGAGGAUAUGGGGCCGAGGGACCUUCACUGGGAUUCCCAGGACAGGCUCCAGGACUUUCCCCUCUUCUUGCCCAACCCUAUGGAGGGGGUGUGGGGCAGGGCAGGGUUGCAUGUUGCCAUCCCUCUUCACCCCUCCUGAUGUCACAUCUGGCUCAGACCACCAUGCUAGCUGCCUGGUAUGUUUACUUAGAUAACACUGUGGGCAUCUUGGGCGGGGUGAUUGGACUGCAGAGUCCUUGGAGAGGCCCAGAAGGGCUAUGUGGCCCUAGGGAUUGGGGAUUGGGUGUUAGGGCAACAUUGAGCAGAUCUUAUCUCUUGUAUACUUGCCAAAACUUCACCAGAGGAUUCCGAGUGUCCUCAGGCUGGUACUCCAGGACCAGAGAGGCCUGAGGUCUUUACCCCUGACAGGUCAGGGAGCUGUAUACUGCAGGGUGACCUCCCCUGCAUGCCCUUCUCAGAGCCUGAUAUCCAGCUGGCUGAUUGUUUCCCCUGGACAGCAUGGUCCUGGGGGCCGUCCUGGCCAUGUUAUGGUUCUGCCCUAGGGCCUGUAGCACUUCAGGUGACAGCCUAGUGGGUGGGACUUGGUGACCAGCAGAUACCUGGCAAGCUUGGAGCCUGCCCUGCCCAGCCACCCAUGCCCUGCUCCUCUGGAUGGAGCUUAGACUGGCUCUGCCAGCAGACUGUUACCUUUUCUCUAGGUGUCACUAUGGGAGGGGCGAGGAGGAUGGCAAGAGAGUUCAUUGAUCACCUCAAUCCCUCAUCCCUCUCUUCAAGGGGCCUGGGCCUACUGCCAGGGUGGUCUGAGCUUUCCCAGUUGAGGCAGAGGAAGGCUUCUAGGUGGGCUGGGUGGGGAGCACCCAGCUCAGAGAAUGAGGCCAAGCCCUUUUGUAUUCACAAAACAUUUCUUCCUGAAACGCUUUGCUGUUCAUUAACCUCAGAGGGAGGUGCUGCCUGUCCACUUUGGCCCACCCACAAGGAAGCUGGGACCUAGAGAGGGGAAGGGCUGCCCAAGGUCACACAGUGCAUGAGGCUGCAUGGGGGCUGGUGCUGAAAGUCUGAGAAUGUGGCAGGGUCAUAGGCCAUGGGGAUACCUGGUCUGAGAGCCUUGGGCAGUGUGUCUCCUGUGGGCUCCUGUUUUCCCCUGUACUAUGAGGCAUGGAUGUGUACUCUAAGGGCAGGUAGGAGCCUCAACCAUUUUGAGCAUAGGGGCCAGCUGUCCCCUUGUCUCCAGGGCUGUCCAGGCUUCUGGCAUGGGGUCCCCUCUCCCACCUAGAGUCUCUCCUAGGUUAAGGGGGAACUUGGGCUCUGGUCUGGCCCUGUCCCAUGUCCUCACAGGUGAGAGCAGGCAACCAGCCCCCACAUCUGAGCCUCUUUACCUGUCCAGUGGAGGGGCCUUCACAGCUACUGGAAGCUCAAAGGGGAAGAGAAAAGGAGUGUGUCCUGGUAUCCAGCACCUGGGGCAGAUACGUGGCACUUGUGUCUGAGCACUUCUCACAGGCCCCGCAGAGGCUGUCCUUCUACAGCUGGUAUGGCAGCGCCAGGCUCUUCCGCUUCCACGUGCCCCCGGACACCGUGCUGCUGCACUGGCUGCUGCAAGUUUCACGGGGCAGCGGCCCCACAUGCACUGAUGUGGAGAUCACCGUGUACUUCCGCUAUGGCGCUCCUCCAGUCAUCAACCCGCUGGGCACCAGAUUCCCAGACAAUACCUCAGUGCAGCCCUCCUUCCAUGUCAGCAUGCCACUGAGCACCAUGUUGCUAAGCAACACCUCUGUCAACGUCUCCCACCCAGCACCUGGGGACUGGUUUGUGGCUGCUCAUCUUCCCCCCUCAUCCCAGAAGAUCCAGGUGAAGGGCUUUGUUCCCACCUGUGCUUACAUCUUCCAGCCUGACAUGCUGGUCAUACGUGUGGUUAAGACCUCCAUUGUGGAACCUGAUAUGCCUCUUCCACAGACUCUCCUCUCCCACCCCAGCUACCUCAAGAUCUUUGUCCCCGAGUACACACAGGAGCUACAAUUGGAGCUGCAGGGCUGUGCAUCCAAUGGGAGCCUGGGCUGCCCUGUGCGUCUCACUGUGGGCUCAGUCACCCUACCUAACAACUUCCAGAAGGUGCUCACCUGCACCAGCCUCACCUGGCCCUGCCGCUUGCUGCUGCCCUCACCGCCCUGGGACCGGUGGCUACAAGUGAUGGCUGAGAACCUGGCAGGGUCCCAUGAAGCAGUAGCUUUCAGUGCUGUAGCUGCCCUUACAGCUUGUAGGCCAUGGAGUAUGACCUUCUCCCACCUUCUGCAAAGCAGACAAAACCAGACCUACAACACCUCCAUUGGACAGCAGUCCCUGAGCCCCUGCCACCGGGACCUGGGCAGGAGCAGUGGGUGGAGCAGUAGCCCCUUCUGCCUCUUGAGCUACCCGAUCAUUCGAGAGGACAUGGAUGUGGUAUCUGUGCGCUUCCAGCCCCUGGACAGGAUCUUGGUGACAGUGCAUUUGAACACACCCUCCAUGAUGCAGCUCCGCCUCAACACAGGCAUGGACAGUGGGGGUUCCCUCACCAUCUCCCUGAGGACCAACAAGACAGAGAUUACAAACGAUACCUUGGUGGUGGCCUGUGUGAAUGCUGCCUCACCCUUCCUCAGCUUCAACACCUCGCACAACUGCACCACAGCCUUCUUCCAGGGCUACCCCCUGUCUCUGAGUGCCUCAUCCCUCAGGGCCAAUCUCAUCAUCCCCUACCCAGAGACAGACAACUGGUACCUCUCCCUGCAGCUGGUGUGCCUCAGGAGUCCACAGGGCUGUGAGGAGACUGUAGUCCAUGUGGAGACCACCUUGCACCUGGUGCCCUGUUUGAACGACUGUGGCCCCUAUGGGCAGUGCCUCCUGCUUCGCAGACAUAGCUACCUUUAUGCAGGAUGCAGCUGCAAGGCAGGCUGGCGUGGGUGGAGCUGUACUGACAACACCACUGCCCAGACCGUGGCACAGCAGAGGGCAGCCGCACUGCUGCUGACACUCAGCAACCUCAUGUUCCUGGCUCCCAUUGCCAUCUGUGUACACCGCUUCUUUCUUGUGGAGGCCUCUGUCUAUGCCUACACCAUGUUCUUCUCCACGUUCUACCAUGCCUGUGACCAGCCAGGCAAGGCAGUGCUCUGCAUCCUCAACUAUGACACACUGCAGUACUGUGACUUCUUGGGCUCCGGGGUGUCCAUCUGGGUCACCAUUCUCUGCAUGGCACGGCUGAAGACUGUCCUGAAACAUGUUCUGUUUCUCCUGGGCACACUGGUCAUCGCCAUGUCCUUGCAGCUGGACCGCAGGGGGGCCUGGAACAUUAUGGGGCCCUGCCUCUUUGCCUUUGUGAUCAUGGCCUCUAUGUGGGUAUACCGCUGUGGGCACCGGCGCCAAUGCUACCCCAGUUCAUGGCAGCGCUGGGUCUUCUACCUCCUGCCUGGCAUCUCCAUGGCCACUGUAGGCAUCACUAUCUACACUUCCUUAAUGACCGCUGACAACUAUUACUACACCCACAGCAUCUGGCACAUGCUGCUGGCAGGGAGUGCGGCGUUACUAUUGCCACCACGGGAGAAGCACACAGAGCCCUGGACCUGCUGGCAGAGGCUCCCCUGCCACUAUCAGAUCUGCAGGAACAAUCGGGAUGAGCUCUACACGGUGACAUGAUGCCAACUCAGGGACCCCUGCUCUCUGCUGACCUCUUCAGCCAGGAGCAGGGUCAAGUAGCGGACCCCUGUUCAGCCCCCUUCCAAUCGAUAUCCAGUUGAAUAAAAUUGGCCUUAGCACCCUCUUCCUUCCUCCUCCCCAGAAGAGGCCCUCUGGCUGACUGGCCAGCUGCUGUGGUGGCCCCGGAUGCCCUGUGCAAUGUGGGGCUCUACUUUGCUGACCUGUGGUUGGUUAGGGAUGUGAAGAAAGAAUCCUCACUGCUCUGCUUCUUUGUGAUAUGCUAUGAUAUGAGAUCUAUAGGACUAGAAGGCCUGAGUCCACCUCUGAGGCUAAGAGCUGUGCCCUUCUGGCACUAUCACCCCAAAUGCCAUCCUGUCUUGAGCACAGAGCUCCCCUGCUGCUGCAGUGGCCAUGGAGAGAAGCUGGUGUCCACUGCCCUCUACUUUGCUCUGGCUCUUGGAGGAAGGGGCUGCAGGGCUGAGUGGGGUUCUCCCCUCAGUUUUGGGGGCUUCUUUUCCCUGCCCCUGUCCAGGAUGUGGCCUUCCUCCCUGGAGGCCUCCCUUCACCCCUAGCCACCCUGCCUUUGGCCACCAAAGCAACCUCUAGUCUUGUAAAGGGGAAACAUGUAUUUGUGGGUAAAACAUUUUAAGAUAUAUUUUUAUGUAGAUCUGAUUUCGCUGUGACUGGUGAAUUCUAUAUUCAGCACUGAUUUUUCAAGCUAAACUAGGCCCCCUGAGAUGGGGCCCAGGAUAACAAGCCCCGCCGCGCCCGAGCAGCGCGCUGCCGGUAGCGCUU